GGAGCGGUGCGGGCGCGGAGCCGAGCGAGGCGCGGAGCUGGCUACUGGCGGCUGCGGGGACCCUCGCCACCCGGCCUGCGAGAGCGGGAUGGGACGCCGCCCGCGGGGACCUGGAUCCUCCCGGGGACCUGGUCCUCCACGCCCGGAGCCCGGGCUGCCGCCACUGCUGCUUGUGCUGGCGCUGGCGGCCCAUGGGGGCUGCGCAGCGCCCGCGCCCCGCGCGGAGGACCUCAGCCUCGGGGUGGAGUGGCUAAGCAGGUUUGGCUACCUGCCGCCUGCAGACCCGGCAACAGGGCAGCUCCAGACACAGGAGGAACUGUCCAAAGCUAUCACUGCCAUGCAGCAGUUUGGUGGUCUGGAGACCACUGGUAUCCUAGAUGAGGCCACUCUGGCCCUGAUGAAGACCCCUCGAUGCUCCCUUCCGGACCUGCCCCCCGGGGCCCAAUCGAGAAGGAAGCGUCAGACUCCACCACCAACCAAAUGGAGCAAGAGGAACCUUUCAUGGAGGGUCCGGACAUUCCCACGGGACUCACCCCUGGGCCGGGAUACCGUGCGUGCACUCAUGUACUACGCCCUCAAAGUCUGGAGUGACAUCACACCCUUGAACUUCCACGAGGUAGCGGGCAACACGGCAGAUAUCCAGAUCGACUUCUCCAAGGCUGACCACAAUGAUGGCUACCCCUUCGAUGGCCCUGGUGGCACAGUGGCCCACGCAUUCUUCCCUGGUGACCACCACACGGCAGGAGACACCCACUUUGAUGAUGAUGAGUCAUGGACCUUCCGUUCCUCAGAUGCCCAUGGGAUGGACCUGUUUGCAGUGGCUGUCCAUGAGUUUGGUCAUGCCAUUGGUCUGAGCCACGUUGCUGCCCCAAGCUCCAUCAUGCAACCGUACUACCAGGGCCCCGUGGGUGACCCGCUACGCUAUGGGCUUCCCUACGAGGACAGGGUGCGUGUCUGGCAGUUGUACGGUGUGCGGGAAUCCGUGUCCCCUACUGCCCAGCUGGAUAACCCAGAGCCCGAGGAACCACCCCUCCUGCCAGAGCCCCCCAACAAUCGGUCUAGCACUCCGCCCCAGAAGGAUGUGCCUCACAGGUGCACUGCCCACUUUGAUGCUGUGGCCCAGAUUCGUGGCGAAGCUUUCUUCUUCAAAGGCAAGUAUUUCUGGCGGCUGACCCGGGACCGACACUUGGUGUCCCUGCAGCCGGCUCAAAUGCAUCGCUUCUGGCGGGGACUGCCGCUGCACCUGGACAGCGUGGACGCCGUGUACGAGCGUACCAGUGACCACAAGAUUGUCUUCUUCAAAGGUGAGUGA
This is a messenger RNA of Mastomys coucha (southern multimammate mouse), 1312 nucleotides long. RefSeq names its product matrix metallopeptidase 17 (gene Mmp17). The transcript has 8 exons. Lineage: Eukaryota; Metazoa; Chordata; Mammalia; Rodentia; Muridae. The coding region runs from base 89 to 1312 and encodes 407 amino acids. Gene Ontology annotation, molecular function: zinc ion binding; metalloendopeptidase activity. The record is from RefSeq and is a predicted model, not a curated record. Gene Ontology annotation, biological process: collagen catabolic process; proteolysis; extracellular matrix organization. Gene Ontology annotation, cellular component: extracellular matrix.